Messenger RNA from Closterium sp. Naga37s-1, 4413 nucleotides. Lineage: Eukaryota; Viridiplantae; Streptophyta; Zygnematophyceae; Desmidiales; Closteriaceae. The record is from the annotation of a GenBank genome assembly.
AUGUUCGAGGCGCCUCAAAACUCCGCCCACCUCGGCGGCGGCGGAAACCACCUUAUCGGCGGAAGCCGCCUGAGCGUGGAGCAGGCGCUGCUGCUCAACAUGUCGCGCACGGAGGCGGAGAUGCGCAAGGUUGUGAUGGAGCGCGACGUGCUCAGAGAGGAGGUUGCGCGCAACCAGGCGGCCAUGCGCCAGCUUUCCGCGGACAAGUCCGCGCUCGAGGACCGCGUUCGUGCGCUGGAGAGCACCGUGCGCGGGCUCGAAACCCGCGCGCGCCAGCUCGCGGGGGACAAGGGACAGCUCUCCGCCGAGCGCGCGCAACUCUCCGCGGAGCGCGCGGGGAUAGAGUCGCUCGUUCGCGCCGCGAAGCAGGAGGCGUUCUCGCAAGCAGUGAGUCAGAUCCACGUGGCGCUCAGCUGCGCGCCGAUUCCGCGCGGAAUCCGCUUCGCGCCCGUCGACGCGGAGGUCUUUCAGUACCUUUCGCGGAAGGUUCGCGGCGAGGUAGAAGACGUGGGCCUAGACCGCCUCCUAGUCCAGAGAUUAAGACGCGUCGCGGACUGCGACGGACUAAUCCCCGAAAUCGAGCUCCUUAAGUUCCCCAGGCCGUGGCACCUUCCCGGAUUAGACGUCUCCCCGGACGGCAAGGGCUUGACGGGGUUCUUUUUCGUUAGACCGGAAUGGCGGCCGAACGAGCGCCGCAGGCGGAGAGAGGCGGAUAUGGCGCCGUCCGACCCGAAGCCGCCCUGCUGGAAGGAGUCGUGCCAGCCCACGCCGUUCGCGGAUCUUGCGCCGAGCCUUGGCGCUUCCGUGGGUGCGGGGGGAGUGUGCGCGGGCGGAGUGGGCGGAGUUGCGGGAGCGGGGAUGGGAGGGGCUCUUCUUUUCCGGCCCGAGCGACGGAUGUUUCGUUUCAAGCUGCCCGGGACGCGGGAGGGGCCGGCGGGGGAGAAGGAGAAGUGGAAGAUGUAUGAAUACACUCUAAAAUCGGAUUUGGAAAUGUACGAAGACAAGAGGAGCGGGUUUCCCGUGUGGGUCGUGUGUAAAGUCGUGAGAGAGGGGCCUAUGACGAGGGAAGAGGAGGAAGAGGCGAAGGCGCGAGCUGCUGCGGCGGCGGCGGCCGCGGCGGCUGGCGGCGGGUCGAGCGGGAGCGGCGGGGGAAACCAGGGAGGCGGGGGAGGGGGAGCGGGAAGCGGAGGGGGAGGAGCGUAUUCAGGGGGAAGCUCUGGGACGGGGGGAGCGUUUGGGGGAGGGGGUGGGGGGAGCGGCGGGGAGAGCGGGUAUCGGGGGAAUGCGGGCGGAGGGUAUGGGGGAGGAGGGGGGGGAUACUCAGGUGGGGGGGGAGGAGGAGGAGGGGGAGGGAACGUGUGGUCGCUGAUGCCGUCUCUGCCCGAGAAUCUGGUUCCGCCUGCGCUGGCGCUUGCGCCAGCAGCAGCGCGCGGAGGCUCUCCCAAGAAUUCUCCUGGAAAAACACCUGAGAAAUCACCUGAGAAUUCCCCUGGAAGAAUCCCCCCUAUGAUGCUCUCCCGCAUGCAGAUGCUGAACCAAUGGCUCGCCUCCAUGCCUCACCCUCCGUCCCAAUCCCUUUCUGCCACGUCAGUGUCAUCCCCUGCUGCAGGGGCAUCAUCAGCGCCAGCACCGGCACUCCCCUCUCUCCUGGCUGCCACGUCAUCCUCGUCCACGUCAGCCACUCAGGUUACAUCAGCAUCUGGACAAGUGUCAUCCACAGUUCAAGUCACUUCGUCCGUUUCUGUAACCGCAGCAGGUUCGGGAGCUGCCGAGCCUGUUGCCGAGCCUCUGGCGAUGCUCGCCAUGGCUGCCGCCAAACGUCUGCUGGAGGAUCGGCUGGCGCGGGCAGAGGAGGAGGAGGUGGUGGGUGAGGAGGUGGAGGAGGGGGACGAGGACGAGGAGGAGUGGGAGGAUGGGGAGGAGGGAGAAGAGGGUGAGAGUGAGGAGUUGUGUUUGAAAGCACGAGGGGAGAGUGAGGUGGGGAUGCUGGCUGCGGAAGUUUCCAAGAAGCUGGGUGAGCUGGUGGAGGCAGCGAGGAAGCUUCGGGGGAAGAUGCAGGGAUUUGCUCCUGUUGAGACUGCAACUUCCCGCGUCUUCAAUCUGGUUACGCAGGUUACUGACGUGGCACUAGCGGACGAGCCUGCCGCCCUGCUCUGGCUGCACGCGGUGGGCGGCGCAGUCAGCGAUGAGCUGGCGCCCGGAAUCUUCCUCGCAACUUCCUUGUCUGCCUCGCCACUGAUGCUUUUAGUUAAGUUCCACGACUUGAGUGUGAUUAUAGAGGGCGGGAUGAAAGCCGUGUGGAAGCAGGCUGUAAAGAGGCUGCCGAAGGCGCUUGUAGAGAGGAUGGAUGAGGAAGGGAGGAGGGAAGUGAGGGGCAUGGAGGAGGCACUGGAGGAAGGAAAGGUGGCAGUGGGAGUGAGUGAGGGAGUGCGGAAGGCACAGGAGGGAUUGCUGGCGCUCGUGUUGGCUCUGGGAGGGGUGAGUGAAGGAGGGGAGGGAGGAGAGGAGGGAUCACUGAAGCUUAAGGGAAGUGAUGGCGCUGCAAAGAUGCAGCAUUCUAAAGCAGCACCUGAGGUUUCACCUGAAGCUGUGGAGCCACCUGUGGCUGGUGAUUCUGAGGCACCUCCAGCUGCAGAGGCCGGGCAGAAGAAAGUUUUGUUCUCGAUUGACGGCAGCGAACUGGAUGCGAACACCAAAGCGGCCAAUCAGCUGAAGAGAGAGCUGAUGAGCCUCUGCGAAAAGGGCAGCCGGAAAACUUUCGAGCUGCCUGGAAGCAUGUCGAGCACUGUCAUAGAGGUUUUCCGGGCAGUCGGGUUCGAGUAUAGCAUACCCGACGUGCACGGGCAGGUGAAGAAAGAAGCACGUUGGAAGGGGGAGAGGAAGGAGCUUCAGUGGAGAGGGAAGGAAGGGAAGGAAGGGAAGGAGGGGAAGGAAGAGGGGGAGGUGUAUUUGGAGGGGGAGAUAAGUCAGCUGCAGGCUUUAAAGAAGGGGCUUUAUCUGGACUUGCAGCAACUGGACGUGAAGCCCAGUGUGCUCAGCAAGUUGGUGGAAGGUUCCUCGAUGGCGAGUGUGGCGGAUGGCAUGAUUGCUGUGCUGAAUGCAUGCAGCCGUGCUCUUGAGGCCGGUGCUGCUGCUGCUGAUGAUGCUUCUGAUGGUGUUGGUGCUGGUGCUGAUGGUGCUGGAGGUUCUUCUGGUGCUGCUGGUGCUGCUGGUUCUGGUUUGGAUGGUAACAUCAUCACCCCGGCCAUCUGUUCGCAUGAUCCUCCUGCUCCUAACGAUGGGGACGCUGCUGCUUCUGACAAUGCUGUACCUGCUGCUGCUGCGGAAGCCAGUGCAGCGCCUGCACAUCCCACCUGUGUGGUGUUCUCUCGACACGACAUCCUCUCAGCCCUUCCCGGGGGUCUGGAGGGCUGCUCUGGUCGCGUCGAUGCCUCCAUGCGGUUACCACCCAAUUCUGCUGGAGGUGUUCCGCUACAGGAUGUUACUAUAGAGGUGCUGGACCAACACAGCAAGGCCACGCCCAUGCUACAGCUGAUCAAGGAGACUGAAACCCUCUCCUCCCUCUCCCACCCCCACAUCAUCCCCCUCCUUGGCUACUCCCUUGAAUCCCCCUGUCUGGUUUACCCGCGUAUCCCUCACGUAUCUCUCGCCGAUCACCUGCCGUAUGGUAACCGCGUGGCGCGGUUACCGCCUCUCCCGUGGUUUGUCCGGGUGCGGAUUGCUUAUGAGGUGUCGGCCGCUCUGCUGUUCCUGCACCAGCAGCAGCCGCACCCGGUGCUCCAUCGGGAUCUCCGGCCGGCAAACAUCGUCCUUUUCUGUGAGGAGAAGGCCGGGCGGGGGAAGGAUGGAAGCGGGUGCGAUGAAGGGGUGGUGGGAGAGAGGGGGGAUGCUGGUAUGACUCUAAGGGCCCCUUUGUGGUGGCCCAGGUUUCAGAGGGAGGAUGGAGCAAAGGCUGCAGCACCGGCAGAAGUCUCCGGUUCGAAUCUUUCUGGGCGCAGGUUGGUGAGCAAGCUGGCUCGUGUUGGCUUCUCAGCUCUGAGUCAGAACCAGAGGACUGGGAGGGCGAGAGUGGAAGAUGUGGUUUUUCUGGAUCCGGAAUAUCCAAGAACUGAGGAGCUGGUCCCGUCUUCUGACGUGUAUGCGCUGGGAGUGGUGCUCAUGCAGUUGCUGACUGGACGCAAUGCCACGUCAGCGCUGAGCGUGGUGACUGGAGUGGUGGAAGGGAACAAGGAGCUGGAGGAAGUUUUGGAUGAGGGGGCUGGGGGAUGGCCUGCUGAUGUGGCAAUGGAGGUGGCUGAUCUGGCAGCUAAGUGCACGGAUAUGAGGAGGUGCAAGAGACCCAGUUUGGCUGGAGAGGUGGUGCCCGUGCUGACAAAGAUGCAUGCUCUGGCCCUGGAGGUUGAGAACAAAUGA